UCGCAAAAUAGAGCUUGGAAAUGCUUAGAGUUGAUAAAAUGAUGCCUACUAAUGAUUUUUUCAUCUGGGUUCCUCUGUUUUUCCUCUGUUCUUCUCUAUUGCUUCUUAAAACCAUAAGAAAACAGGCAAAACCCAACAACAAGCUUCUUCCUCCAACCCCUCCAAAGCUUCCUUUGUUGGGUCAUUUGCACCUCCUUGGUUCCCUCCCUCAUCGCUCUCUCUCUCAGCUUUCAAAAAAAUAUGGCCCCGUCAUGCUCCUUCAACUGGGCUCUGUCCCAACCAUCGUGAUCUCCUCUGCCGCUGCUGCAAGAGAGUUGUUUAAAUUUCAUGACCUUGCUUCUUGCUGCCGCCCUCUCUUAACGGGUAGUGGAAGAUUUUCCUACAACUUCGUGGACCUAAAUCUAUCACCGUACGGUGAACACUGGAGGAACGUCCGAAAGAUUUGUAUGCUUGAGCUCUUCAGUGCUCAGCGGGUUCAAUCUUUUCAGGAAAUUAGAGAAGAGGAAGUGGGGCGCCUUCUAAACUCCAUCUCUCAAUCCUCUUCUUCUUCAGCUCCAAUUGAUCUGAGUGACAAAUCUUAUUCUCUCACCGCAAAUAUAAUAACAAGAGUUGCUUUCGGAAGCAUCUUCAGCGGAGGAAAAUUAGAUGAUGAACACUUUCAACAUGUUAUGCAUAGUGCAUUAGCAGCAAUUGGAAGCUUCUCGAUGACCGAUUUCAUUCCUACAUUCGGUUGGAUUAUUGAUCGGUUGAAUGGUGUUCAUGGGAGGCUGGAGAAGAGCUUUGCUGAAAUGGAUGCCUUUUUUCAACAUGUAGUCGAGGAUCGUAUCAACUUCAAGAAGAGUUCUAAGAAGGAAGAAAACAUUGUUGAUGUUUUGCUGAGAAUGGAAAGGGAAAGCUCUGAAUCUGAUGCAUUAAAAGUCACCAAAGAUUGCGUUAAAGCACUCAUUAUGGUAACCUAAAAUUAGAGAUUGUUCAUUGGGUAUUUUGUUUAUACAAGGC
Messenger RNA from Cucurbita moschata (crookneck pumpkin), 999 nucleotides. Its product is annotated as cytochrome P450 71B37-like. The record is from RefSeq and is a predicted model, not a curated record. Gene Ontology annotation, molecular function: oxidoreductase activity, acting on paired donors, with incorporation or reduction of molecular oxygen; heme binding; iron ion binding. The transcript has a single exon. Lineage: Eukaryota; Viridiplantae; Streptophyta; Magnoliopsida; Cucurbitales; Cucurbitaceae. The coding region runs from base 21 to 959 and encodes 312 amino acids.